AUGGAGUCACCUACAAAUGGAGUAGUAGAGUCUUUAUCAGAGGCUCAGAAUUCAGUUUCUGUUGCACAGCAGCAUGUUGGGGUUUUUGAUGUACCUCUAAUCACUCCAGUCCCUAUUUGUAGCGAAACAUGGUUUUAUGUGGCAGAAGUUCUCCUUGCUUUGGAGUACUUGCACAUGCUUGGAAUCAUCUACAGAGACCUUAAACCGGAAAACGUGUUGGUGAGGGAAGACGGUCAUAUAAUGCUGUCGGACUUCGAUCUCUCUCUAAGGUGUGCAGUCAGUCCUACUGUUGUAAAGUCCACAAACUCUUUCUUGGAAAUGAAAACCUCAGGAUAUUGUGUUCAGCCGGCCUGCAUUGAGCCGACUUGCGUGAUGCAGCCGGACUGCAUCCAGCCUUCAUGUUUUACGCCACGCUUUCUUAAAGGGAAGUCGAAGAAGAAAGAAAAGAAGUCAAAACAAAAGAAUGAUGUGCAUAAUCAGGUGACUCCUCUCCCUGAGCUCAUCGCCGAGCCCACGAAUGCGAGAUCAAUGUCAUUUGUAGGAACACACGAAUACUUGGCACCCGAAAUAAUCAAAGGUGAAGGACAUGGUAGUGCUGUAGACUGGUGGACAUUUGGGAUAUUCUUGUAUGAGCUUUUGUUUGGUAGAACACCAUUCAAAGGCUCAGCAAACAGAGCAACUCUGUUUAAUGUUGUUGGCCAGCCCUUAAGGUUCCCAGAAACCCCUACAGUAAGCUUUGCAGCCAGGGACUUAAUCCGGGGUUUACUCGUGAAAGAGCCGCAGAAUCGGCUGGCCUAUCGACGCGGAGCGACAGAGAUAAAACAACAUCCGUUCUUUCAUAAUGUUAACUGGGCGCUGAUCCGCUGUGCGAGUCCUCCAGAGGUGCCAAGGCAGGCCAUGAAGGCCCUCGCAGCGGAAAAGCCGCCUGGUGUCAAGCCUUCUGGUAACUAUUUAGAUAUUGAUUUCUUUUGAUCCUAAUGUCUGUUUUUUCCUUCUUUGGAAUAGUUUCUAUCUUUUACUUUGUG
Messenger RNA from Arachis duranensis, 1025 nucleotides. Its product is annotated as protein kinase PVPK-1-like. Gene Ontology annotation, molecular function: protein serine/threonine kinase activity; ATP binding. The transcript is spliced from 3 exons. NCBI's taxonomy places the organism in Eukaryota, Viridiplantae, Streptophyta, Magnoliopsida, Fabales, Fabaceae. Bases 1 to 972 code for a protein of 323 amino acids. Gene Ontology annotation, cellular component: nucleus; cytoplasm; plasma membrane. The record is from RefSeq and is a predicted model, not a curated record. Gene Ontology annotation, biological process: protein phosphorylation.